AUGGCUCCACAACCCAUUCCAUUCCCGGGCUUCACCCCGAUAUCCGAUCGGGUAUACCUUCGCAAUGGCCACGAGAAGGCCAAGCCUGCUCCAGCCGACGAGCCAACAACUAUCCUCAUCUCCGGCUGGGGCGACGGCAUGCCGAAACACGUUACCAAAUAUUCCGACGGCUACCAUGAGCUUUACCCAUCCGCGCGGAUCAUCGUUAUCCUAUCAACCACCUUCCAGGCCACCAAUCAGCUCGAGGAAGCCAGAAUCGAAGCUAUGAAGCCGGUCGUCGAUACCAUCUUCCCGACGCCAACCGGCAGCGGAAACGAACAGGAGCGUCUGCUUGUACAUGCCAUGUCGAAUACCGGUGCCAUCUUCGCUGCCGCUACCGUUAUGGCAUACCAGCAACGCCAUGGAGCAGACAAGCCAUUCCCCCACCAGCUCAUGGUGCUGGACUCGACACCUGGAAGUCUGGACUUCAAGUCUCAGGUUGGCCGCUGGUCGCGUGCUAUGGCGGUCGGCACGGCUAAGUUCUUCCCUUGGCCUUUCGUUGCAACCCAUGGUAUGUGGUAUGCUUUCCUCUGGGCGUUCCACCUCUGGGGACUGGUGCGCGGCUUGGUGCCUUCGGGUGUGUGGGCGGAUAAGAUCAUAAAUGAUAAGGCCCGCGUCACGACCGAUUCUAGUAGAGUGUACCUUUACUCUAAGGAAGAUGAGAUCAUUGGUUACAAGGAUUUGGAGGAGAAUGUUGCUCAUGCCAAGACGCUGGGUUAUUCAGUUGAUCUUGAGAUGUUUGAAGGUUCGCCGCAUGUGGGCCAUAUGAGACUCCAUCCUGAGCAAUAUUGGAAUAAGGUUUCCAGCUCUUGGAAGCAGGCUAUCGCGGAGAAAUAA
This is a messenger RNA of Penicillium vulpinum, 876 nucleotides long. RefSeq names its product TMEM53 family protein. Bases 1 to 876 code for a protein of 291 amino acids. NCBI's taxonomy places the organism in Eukaryota, Fungi, Ascomycota, Eurotiomycetes, Eurotiales, Aspergillaceae. The transcript has a single exon. The record is from RefSeq and is a predicted model, not a curated record.